UGUCGAACCGAUUCUCUGUGCCCGCCAUCGCGACUCGACAGAUUAAUAAGAUGCGUUACGUUCUCGUUACCGGCGGUGUCAUUUCAGGGGUUGGAAAGGGCAUCAUUGCCUCAUCGACCGGCCUACUCCUGAAAACCCUCGGCCUCCGCGUCAGCUGCAUCAAGAUUGACCCCUAUGUGUCGGUCGAUGCGGGGCUAAUGGCCCCCGCUGAGCACGGCGAGUGCUUUGUUCUGUGCUCCGGAGGCGAGGUAGAUCUCGAUCUCGGAAACUACGAGAGGUAUCUCUCGGUGCGCCUCACCAGCGAGCACAACAUCACCACCGGCAAGGUCUACCUCAACGUUAUAGAAAAGGAGCGUCGCGGAGACUACCUCGGCAAGACAGUCCAGAUUGUGCCACAUGUCACCGAUUCCAUCAAGGACUGGAUCAAGCGAGUGUCCAAGAUUCCGGUGGAUGGGACGGGCGAGGAGCCCGAUGUCUGCAUCAUUGAGCUUGGCGGCACCAUUGGUGACAUUGAGAGCAUGCCGUUCAUCGAGGCCCUCACACAGCUCCGCCACGAGGCCGGUGCUGGCAACUUCAUGAACAUCCACGUCUCCUAUGUUCCCACGGUCCACGGCGAGCAAAAGACAAAGCCCACCCAGCACGCCGUCAAGUCGAUCCGCAGUUACGGCCUGAUCCCGGACAUUGUUGCCUGCCGCUGCGAAACACCCCUCGCCGAGUCGACUGUUGCGAAGCUCGCCCUCCACUGCCAAAUCGAGGCGGACCAGGUUCUUGUCGUCAGGGACAUGCCGACCAUCUACCAAGUUCCUCUCCUCCUGAGCGAGCAAAAGCUCAUCCCGCAGCUCCGAUCGAAGCUGGCCCUGGAUAAGCUGACCAUCUCCCCCGCCAUGGCUGCCCAAGGCACAUCGCUCUGGGAUCUGUGGAAGUCGGUCGUCACCCCAACAUACCAGGAGGAGGUCAAGAUCGCUCUCGUCGGCAAGUACGUCACAUGCCAGGACGCCUACCUCUCCGUGGUCAAGGCGCUUGAGCACUCGGCCAUGCGCAUUCGCAAGAAGCUCAACCUCAUGUGGAUUGACUCGGAGGAUUUGGAGCCGACAAACGGGGGCGGGGCAGCUCAAGCCAAAUAUCACAAGGCCUGGCACGAUGUGUCCACAGCGUCUGGUAUCAUUGUGCCGGGCGGUUUCGGUCACCGCGGGACAGAGGGAAUGAUGCGGGUUUCCAAGUGGGCCAGGGAGAACGAUAUACCCUUCCUCGGCGUCUGCCUCGGCUUCCAAGUUGCCGCGAUCCAGUUUGCGCGGGAUCUGUGCGGCAUGCCGGAGGCGACUUCGGAGGAGUUCAACGCCCAGGCCAAGGAUCGCGUGGUCAUCUUCAUGCCCGAGAUCGACCGCAAGAACAUGGGCGGCACCAUGCGCCUGGGUCUGCGCAAGACCAUUUUCCAGCAGAACUCGGAGUGGUCCAAGGCACGAUCACUAUAUGGCGACGUCGAGGUCAUUGAGGAGAGGCACCGCCACCGGUACGAGAUCAACCCGGAGCUCGUCGAGAAGCUCGAGAAGACGGGCCUGCACUUUGUGGGCAAAGACGAGACAGGCGAGCGGAUGGAAAUCUUUGAGCUCAAGGAUCAUCCGUUUUUUGUUGGUACACAAUUCCACGCCGAGUACCAGUCGCAAGUCGUCAACCCGAGCAGACCCUACCUCGGCUUCGUCGCUGCAAGCGCGGGCUGCUUGGACCAGGUGAUCAAGCAGGAUCCGGUUGAGCCUUUCAAGACGGUCACCCUCCUGAACGGUACGAAAUAAGGCAGCGACGCGAACAAAAGGUCAUGUUCAUCGCGGUGGGGGCUUCUUUGCCCGUUUGGAAGCCGGGGAUCAGGUUGGGGAGAGAUACAAGGUGUCGUCAUUGGUGUGUUGCAUUCGAGUCAUGAGAGGUGGGGGUCCGGGAGGACAAUCAGUUGAGCAGACCUAUCACUCUGCCCAUAUAUUCUUAGAUAUGGCCUUGGGGUUCAGGAUGAUCAUUGGGAACGGCGCAUCUGCAUGCACAUUGAAACUUAGACAUGGCUGGCGUUCAGGAUACAAGGGGAGGUCAUCUCGGUUUGGUUGUGUACUCAUCAGCCUCAAUAUACCAUUAGUUUGCUUGGGAGGAUGCUC
Molecule: messenger RNA, 2138 nt
Organism: Parathielavia appendiculata
Lineage: Eukaryota; Fungi; Ascomycota; Sordariomycetes; Sordariales; Chaetomiaceae
Product: CTP synthase
Exons: 9
Coding region: 51-1790 (579 amino acids)
Biological process (GO): CTP biosynthetic process; pyrimidine nucleobase biosynthetic process
Cellular component (GO): cytoophidium; cytoplasm
Molecular function (GO): identical protein binding; CTP synthase activity
Source: RefSeq, a predicted model, not a curated record